Molecule: messenger RNA, 1761 nt
Organism: Emys orbicularis (European pond turtle)
Lineage: Eukaryota; Metazoa; Chordata; Testudines; Emydidae
Gene: ANTXRL
Product: ANTXR like
Exons: 18
Coding region: 1-1761 (586 amino acids)
Cellular component (GO): plasma membrane; cell surface
Molecular function (GO): transmembrane signaling receptor activity
Source: RefSeq, a predicted model, not a curated record
AUGUUUGAGAGGAGAUCGGAAACUUUUUCUUUGCUUCUGAACAGACUCCGAGGGCUGCGGGGCGGGGGAGGGGGCCAGAGAUUGAGGAAGAAAAUGGCGAGUCGUGGGAGUUGCGUGGAGAAAGCGGCUUUCCUCUGCGCCUUCCUGCUGGCCAUUUGGAGCCUGGCGUCCUGCGCCCAAGCAGAGCCGGAGGAGGAAGGGCGAGACGACCAGCGGUCCUGUCACGGGGCCUUCGAUCUCUACUUCGUCCUGGAUAAGUCUGGAAGCGUCAGAAACCACUGGACAGAGAUCUACUCUUUUGUCGAGAGCCUGGCUGAGAAGUUUAUAAGUCCAAUGCUGCGCAUGUCCUUCAUUGUCUUUUCCUCGCGAGGCACUACGAUCAUGAAGCUAACAGAAGACAGGGAAGCCAUAAGACGGGGGCUUGAGAUUCUUCAGUCUGAAAUGCCUGGAGGAGAUACAUUCAUGCAUGAAGGAUUUAAAAGGGCAACUGAACAGAUUUACCAUGAAAACUAUGGAGGACUCCGGACAGCUAGUGUGAUUAUUGCUCUGACAGAUGGGGAGUUGCAAGAGGUUCAGUUUUAUUAUGCAGAAAAAGAAGCUGACAGAGCCAGAAGCCUCGGAGCUAUCGUUUAUUGUGUUGGAGUGAAAGACUUUAAUGAAACUCAGCUGUCUACAAUUGCUGACAGCAUUGAUCACGUUUUCCCGGUAACGGGCGGCUUUUAUGCUCUAAGAGGCACUAUUGAUUCGAUUCUGAAGAAAUCCUGUAUUGAGAUCCUGGCAGCUGAACCAUCCAGUGUCUGUGCAGGAGAAUCCUUUCAAGUUGUGGUAAGAGGAAACGGCUUUUAUCACGCAAGAAACAUCGAUCAAGUUCUCUGCAGCUUCAAGAUCAAUGACACCAUAACAAUCAAUGAAAAACCGACUAUUGUUCAAGACACCUAUUUGCUUUGCCCUGCACCAGUAAUAGAAGACAUUGGACAGGUGGUUUUCCUCCAAGUCAGCAUGAACAGCGGGCUAACGUUCAUCUCCAGCUCUGUCAGCAUCACCAGCACACAGUGUCUCAGUGGGACGAUCCUUUUCAUCGCACUCUUAAUUCUGUUCCUGUUGCUGGCCUUGGCGCUGCUUUGGUGGUUCUGGCCUUUGUGCUGCACGGUGGUCAUCAAGGAGCCUCCGCCACCGCCGCCCCCAGAGCCUGAAUCAGAUGAUGAAGAUGGAUUGCCAAAGAAAAAGUGGCCAACCGUGGACGCAUCUUAUUACGGAGGCAGAGGUGUUGGUGGAAUUAAGAGGAUGGAGGUGAGGUGGGGAGACAAAGGAUCAACGGAGGAAGGGGCCAAAUUAGAGAAGCCCAAAAACGCCGUCAUCAAAUUGCCAGAGCAGGAGUAUGAGCCGUGGGAGCCCAAGCCAAAGAAACACAACGUGAGGAAGCCACCUUCCCAGAGGAAGUGGUACACUCCAAUCAAGGGCAAACUUGAUGCGUUGUGGGCUCUGGUUCGACGAGGCUACGAUCAAGUCUCUCUUAUGAGACCACAGCCAGGGGAUAAGGGACGAUGCAUAAACUUCACCCGGGUGAAAUCAGAUGGAAGCACAACCCCAUACCACCCACCGCCGAAGCACGACGCCACCCCCCUCAACAACACUCCAAGAAGCACCUCGCCUUCGGCCUCUCUGCAGCCUCCUUCCAGGCAACCGCCUCCUGGACCACCCCCAUCCCGAGUGCCCCCGGGACCUCCUCCGGCGCGCCCGCCCCCACAACCCCUGGCUUAG